CUCCGCGCAGAUACUCGCACAGCGGCUUUCUCCGCGGGGUCUGCAACCAGCGAGCCACAGCCCCGGCCGGGAGAUGGUGGAAGGACCCGGUUGUACGCUAAAUGGAGAGAAAAUUCGGGCGCGAGUGCGUCCGGGCCAGGCGGUGACGGACGUGCGGGGAAGCGCCCUGCAGAGCCUGGGAGGCCAGGUCUUGCCUCGCGCAGCCUCGCAGGCCGUGGUCUCUGCCCAGGCUGCUGCACUGAAUAAUAAGAAAGAUCCCAGCCAGGAUCCCAUGAGACUGUUUAAUGGAUAUGUUUACAGUGGCGUCCAGACUUUGGGGAAGGAGCUCUUUAUGUACUUUGGGCCCAAAGCUUUACGGAUUCAUUUUGGAAUGAAAGGCUCCAUCAUGAUUAAUCCACUUGAGCAUAAAAAAAAUGGAGUUUCUCCUGUUUUUGAACUACAGCUCACCAAAGAUCUGAUUUGUUUCUUUGACUCAUCAGUAGAAUUCAGAAACUCCACAGAAAGCCAACAGAGAGUACGAAUGAUGGAAGAAUUAGAUGUAUGUUCCCUAAAUUUAGUUUUCUCAAGAGCAGAAAGUGAAGUUAAGAAGCAGAAAGGACGGAUGUUGUGUGAUGUGUUAAUGGACCAGAAAGUGUUGCCUGGGGUGGGGAACAUCAUCAGAAAUGAAGCUCUCUUUGACAGUGGCCUCCACCCAGCUGUUAAAGUUUGUCAGUUGACAGAUGAACAGACCCAUUACCUUGUGAAAAUGAUACGUGACUUCAGCAUUCUCUUCUACAGGUGCCAUAAAACGGGAUCUGUUAUCUCUAAACACUAUAAGGUCUAUAAGCGUCCUCACUGUUGUCAGUGCUGUUGCAAAAUAACUGUGUGUCGCUUAGGAGAGAAUAACAGAAUGACAUAUUUCUGCCCUCGCUGUCAAAAAGAAAAUCCUCAACAUGUUGACAUUUGCAAGUUGCCCACGAGAAACAUGACAAUCAGGUGGCCGUCUAGCAGAGGGGAGCACGUGGCCCGGAAAUGGGAAGAGCAAUGGGCCUGUGUGGUCUGUACGCUAAUAAAUAGCUCGUCUUCGAAGAUCUGUGCCGCUUGCCUAACUUCAAGACCUCCAGAUUCGGUAAUCAAGAACGAAGAACAUUCUAUUGCCUUUACCGACUUAGUGAAGUAUCCUUUUAACAGCUUCGGAAAACCAAGUAAGGAAGUGAAGAUCAACAGGAAAACAGCAUUUGGAACUACAACCCUUGUCUUGGCCGAUUUCAGCAAUAAGUCCAGUGCUUUGGAAAGAAAAACGAGCCAAAACCAGACCCUAGAUGGAGAGUUUCAGAACCGUUCACCGACUCACGUUUGUUUUAAUGACCCACUGCACUGUUCCGAGGACAGAGCAAACCACAGAUCUCAACCAUCUGACAAAGCAAACGUAUCGCCUUCGCUCUGCCCUCAGUCUGAAUUAUUUAGUCCAGCAUAUAAAAAAUUGAAAGCAACCCACUCCUCAUCACCAGACCUCCGAAGUGGUAAGCCUGGAUUUCCUGCCAGUGAACUUGGAAUUAAUCUGGCAGAUGGUACUUGGGCAUUACAUGCUGAUCGUCCUCGCUGCAGUAAACACAGCCGCCGCUGCGUUCUCCGAGUCGUGCGGAAGGAUGGCGAAAACAAGGGCAGGCAGUUUUAUGCUUGUCCUCUACCUAGGGAAGCGCAGUGUGGAUUUUUCCAAUGGGCAGAUUUGUCCUUCCCAUUCUGCAACCAUGGCAAACGCUCCAUCAUGAGAACGGUGCUAAAGAUUGGACCUAAUAACGGAAAGAAUUUUUUUGUGUGUCCUCUUGGAAAGGCAAAACAGUGCAAUUUUUUCCAGUGGGCAGAAAAUGGACCAGGCAUAAAAAUUAUUCCAGGGUGCUAAUAUUUUCUCCUUCUGUAGAAUAUCUGGCAUUUAAUUUCUUCAAACCAUAUGUAACAAACCAUUUUGUAAACAAACCCUUUUGUUUAAUAGGAAGGCUGUAGAAUAUCUGUGGCUUUUUUUAUAGUUGUUGCAAUAUUUGAGAGAUGUUCAUUUUUUUUUUUUUUAAUGGGUGUCAUCUUUCCAUUCUAUGGAUGAUUCUUUUACCUGGAUGAAGACUGUGGGUGUUUCAUCAGAAGUACUAUAUAUUCUAUUUAUCAUGUAUAUGUAAUGCAAGUAAUGACAAUAAAGUGUUUUUAGUGCGC
Molecule: messenger RNA, 2184 nt
Organism: Lutra lutra (Eurasian river otter)
Lineage: Eukaryota; Metazoa; Chordata; Mammalia; Carnivora; Mustelidae
Gene: NEIL3
Product: nei like DNA glycosylase 3
Biological process (GO): base-excision repair
Cellular component (GO): nucleus
Molecular function (GO): damaged DNA binding; zinc ion binding; DNA-(apurinic or apyrimidinic site) endonuclease activity
Source: RefSeq, a predicted model, not a curated record